AUGCAGGAUGCUCGCUCUUCGAGGGCAAAACGGGCCCCCAACCGUUGGAAUGCGUACCUCAGUGCUGAGUUGAAGAGGUUUAAUGCUGCACUACCUUCGGGCCAGACGGCAUACAAAUCGAACAGCUUACCUUUCGAAAUCAAGGCAAAGUGGGAUGCAAUGUCCCCCGAGGAGCGCAUCACUAUCACUGAUCCAUUGUUGAAGAAUCUGCAGGAUCAACGCGAGACGAAGCAACUUGCCGUGCAGAACGUGCCAAUCAACGCAUUCCAUGACGUUCGUAGCAACUUAGCGAGUGUUCAAGAACAGCUCGAGGCAUUACACGCUCGCACUGGCACAGAGAUUUUGAUGAUAGCAGUCAGAUCGAGCAACGACCACUACAAUAGACCGCAUGUUUUCUUCACGAGCGAUCGCCUCUCCGACUUCUUCACUGUUGUCUUAAGAACUCAGUUGGCGGAUGUCGCCAUGCAAAUGGAGUCCUAUUGUCUCAGCGGUAUACAGGGUCUUGUGAGUAGGUCUCGCGACCAAGUCGCCGAACUCAAGGCUCGUAUCAACAAAAUGAUUUAUGACAAGCUGCGUGCGGCUGCGGAAGUGGAGGUACCGCGGAUGUACUACACAAACUUUGAGAAGAAGAUCACUGAGAAGCAUGCUGUUGUCAUAGAAGGCUGGCCCCUCGGAAAAUUUUGCCCACCGAGCGAUCUCCGGUCUCGCACGGAACUUGAAGUGUUGUACAAAGCAUGGGAGACCAGUGAGACGAGAUUCCACAAGAUGUCUCGUGCGAAAUACGAGACAUGGGAUGAUUCUCGUUUCCGCGCUGCCCUCGAGAAUGGCCAUGACAACGAUGAGCUUCCCGUUCCUGUGACUGCAGUCUCACUGCGCGCACCCAAUUGGCACAUCCAUAGAGGACUUAUCCACGCCGGGGGAGCCCGUGUUGUGCCCGAUGGAGUACCGACCCAUAGUCAAGCGUUGCUGGGUUCGCCGGUGGUGACUUCGACGGUGGUGACUUCGACGGCGGUGACUUCGACUGCAUCGACUACACGCAAGAGGCCCGCCGAUGCAGCUGCUAACUCGAGUAACAAGCGGCGCAAGCAAGGACCCUUUCAGGACUUCAUCAAUGUCGUGUCAGGUGUCGGGGGGGAGCUGGUGGCUGUCACGAAGAAGCCGCGUGCGACGCGCAAGGACAAGGGUGUGCCGAGGAAGAAGAAGGCCAAGGGUCCCACAAAUGACGAGAACGGCAUGCCAUCCUCGGGCAAUGCUCCCGCCAAUAUCGUUCCCGCUCAUGCGCUCCCCUCCGCCACUGCCGUCACCAUGAACAGUGCACUGUCAUCGGGCGACACCCACGUCAUCUCCACAGCUGCUGUAUACGCAUCUCCCUCUGCCAUGGCCACUACGAAUACUACUCCCGUCUCCACCAUGUAG
This is a messenger RNA of Sparassis crispa, 1416 nucleotides long. RefSeq lists its product as hypothetical. Lineage: Eukaryota; Fungi; Basidiomycota; Agaricomycetes; Polyporales; Sparassidaceae. The record is from RefSeq and is a predicted model, not a curated record. The transcript has 6 exons. The coding region runs from base 1 to 1416 and encodes 471 amino acids.